AUGGCGUCAUCUUCUAGCAGUGGGCUAACAUUCAAGCUCCACUCACUGGUAAUUGUGAACAUAUCGGAUCACUACACUAGGGUCAAGUCUCAGUCUCAACCUCCUCACUCUGCCUCCUCCAACGGUGGUGACUCCGUCACUUCUCCACCUCCUCCUCCGCCCAGGGUCUUCGGUUGCAUCAUCGGCAUGCAAAGGGGUCGCACCGUCGAGAUCUUCAACAGCUUUGAGCUUCUCUACGAUCCCUCCAAACAUUCUCUCGAUCAUGCCUUCCUCGAGAAGAAACAAGAGCUAUCAGACAAGAAAGUUUUUCCUAAUUUCUAUAUACUGGGAUGGUAUUCGACUGGGAAUGAUGCAUAG
Messenger RNA from Ilex paraguariensis (yerba mate), 357 nucleotides. NCBI's taxonomy places the organism in Eukaryota, Viridiplantae, Streptophyta, Magnoliopsida, Aquifoliales, Aquifoliaceae. The record is from the annotation of a GenBank genome assembly.